Messenger RNA from Linum trigynum, 543 nucleotides. Lineage: Eukaryota; Viridiplantae; Streptophyta; Magnoliopsida; Malpighiales; Linaceae. The record is from the annotation of a GenBank genome assembly.
AUGUGGAGUGCAGGAUCAGCAGCAGGCGACAAUGAGGAGAUGGUUGAUAUAUACGAAGAUAAGGAUCACGCUAGGAAGGACGAGAUUGCUGCCCUGGGAGGCCAGAUGGCUAGUGGAACUAAUGUGUUUAGUGCAUUUUAUGAUAGACUGAAAGAGAUUCGUGAAUACCAUAGAAGGCAUCCGGCAGCCCAUGUUGUGGAUGUUGAGGAGCAGUACGAGGCACUGUUCAAAGAAGAACCUGUCAUUGAGUUUACUGGCGAGGAAGCCCAUGGGAAAUAUCUUGACUUGCAUGAACUAUACAACCAGUACAUCAAUGCAAAGUUUGGGAUGCCCCGUAGUGGUAAAAAAGAAUCCGAGGACUCGCACAUUGAGUACUCAACUUAUCUCAAUCUUUUCAGUCAACCACAGAAAAUUGAUCGGAAACUCAAGUUGACCAGGCAAUACAGGGAAUACACACAGAAUAUGUUGGAGUAUUUGGUCUAUUUUUUCCAACGUACAGAACCAUUGCAAGAUCUUGAUAAAAUCUUUUCAAAGGUGUGGUAG